AAAAACUUUUUUUCACUUCUUUUCUUUAUUUUAAAAAUAAUAUAUAAAGACUCUUUCCCCAUUUCUCAGAAUCAAACUUAUUAAAUUAAAAUUUUUUUUUAAAAAAAUAUUCUCUUUUACAAAUAUUCACUUUAUUUUAUAAAGGAAUGCCUGGUGUAGUCUUACCUGCUCAUCAAUAUCAUCUACCUCUUAUUAAACAACAACUUGUCUCCAAAAAUCAAAAUAAAAAUUCCAAUGAAAAUAUUCCUUACAUUCCUCCUGAAAUCAUUCGUAUAAUUCUUAAUUUAUUAAAAGAUGACAAGAAAACUCUUGCUGCUUGUGCUUUAGUCAACCAUACUUUUAACCUUCAUGUUACUCCAAUUUUGUAUCACUCUGUUUCCUUUUCUUUUUCAUACCCUUUCACUUUUAUUUCAUUCGCCAAUACUAUUAUUGAUGAAUCUCAACGUUCUCAAUUGAUCCGUCAUUUGGAUCUAUCAAGCUUUUCUAUCAUAGGCUUACAAAAGAGUAAAAAGAGCAUGGCUACAAUUGAAAAUAUUGCUACUCCAAAUCUUAUUAUACAGAUUUUAAGAUAUUGUACAAUGUUAGAAUCUUUCUCCGUUUCGGAAUCUUUGGAAUCAGCGAUAACUUUUGAAGUUUUACAAGUUCUUGCAUUCGAAUGUAAAAAUAUCAAAACUUUAGAUUUUUGUGGAUUGGCAAGUAAACAAUUUAAUUCUGCACUUACCUCUUUAACGGAAGUUAUGGGAUAUGUCAAAAUAUUUUGGUAUUAUGAAAAUGGAAUACCGACAUACUCAUUUCAAAAAGUAAAUUAUGAAGCAUUGCCACAUCUUAAACGUCUUUCACUUCAUGAAUGUCCAAUUAUUUCCGAAACUUCCAUAAUUACCCUACUCGCACACUCACCAAAUCUUACUCACCUUGAUUUGGGUGGUUGUUCUAUUAGUGAUUUAACACUUAAUUUUCUUGCAAAUGAAACUAAUAUUCCACAAACAUUAACACAUUUAUUACUCGCUAAAUGUAAAAAUAUUUCUUCUGAAAACAUUGCCGCUUUAGUAGCUGAAUGUAAACGAUUAGAAGUUCUUAAUCUUUACGGUGACAGAGAUUAUGCCACAGCUAUUAAUGAAUAUGAUCUUAUUACAAUUUUAACUUCUCCAUCUGCCAAAAAAUUUAAAAAUUUAGAUAUUGGUUCAUCUCAUAUAACACCAAAUGUUUUACAUACCAUACAAGAAAAUUGUUCAGCUUUACGGCAUCUUGGAAUUUCAAAAGCUCGCAUUCAAUCAAUUACUUAUCUCGUUAAUUUCUUAAAAGCAAUUCCAAAUCUUGAAUAUAUUGAUCUUACUGGUGUGCAAUGCAUGACACCAUUAAACGUCGCUAGCUUAAUAAAUAAUUUACAAAAGGAUCAUUCGCUUCAUAUUAUUGAAAUGAGUGAAUCUUUAGUUAAUAAACUUGGUUCUAUUGAUAAAUGGAAAACAAAUAAGAACUAUAGUAGAAGGUGGUAUUUUUCUAAGCAAACAUAUAGACCAGAUAGAGUACAUUCAAGAAAAUUGGAUAUGGCUGAAUAUGGGCCAGAAGGAAUGAGCAAGAUUUUUCAAUAUUACAGUUUCGAUCGUUAAAUAUUUUUUUUGUAUAAAACAACUUUUUAAUUUAUUAUAUCAAAUUAGCAUGACUUAAAAGCAAUAUAUAGAAUAAUUAGGCAAUCACUUUUAUAAUUUUAAUAUUAUAAUUUUAAUCUUAUUAUUUUUAAUAUAAUUAUAGUUUGUAUAUAUAUAUUUUUUCUAUUUCUUGAAAUAUAAUGUAACAAAAGAAUUUUAAUGUAAUAAAAGA
This is a messenger RNA of Rhizophagus irregularis DAOM 181602=DAOM 197198, 1818 nucleotides long. RefSeq lists its product as uncharacterized. Gene Ontology annotation, cellular component: cytoplasm. The record is from RefSeq and is a predicted model, not a curated record. NCBI's taxonomy places the organism in Eukaryota, Fungi, Glomeromycota, Glomeromycetes, Glomerales, Glomeraceae.